Gopherus flavomarginatus (Mexican gopher tortoise) is the source of this 3727-nucleotide messenger RNA. RefSeq names its product protein phosphatase 5 catalytic subunit (gene PPP5C). Bases 16 to 1515 code for a protein of 499 amino acids. The record is from RefSeq and is a predicted model, not a curated record. Gene Ontology annotation, molecular function: protein serine/threonine phosphatase activity; protein binding. Lineage: Eukaryota; Metazoa; Chordata; Testudines; Testudinidae. Gene Ontology annotation, cellular component: cytosol; nucleus. The transcript has 13 exons.
CUUUACGGCCCGGCGAUGGCGGAGGGAGAGCGGGCGGAGCAGAGCGUCGGCCUCGGGCGGCCCCCCCGGGAGGGGGAGGCGGGGGCGCUGGACCGGGCGGAGGCGCUCAAGACCCAGGCCAACGAGUUCUUCAAAGGCAAGGACUACGAGAACGCUGUGAAGUAUUACAGCGAGGCCAUCGACCUGAACCCCGCCAAUGCCAUCUACUACGGGAACCGCAGCCUGGCCUACCUGCGGACAGAGUGCUAUGGCUACGCGCUCUCCGACGCCACCAAGGCCAUUGAGCUGGACAAGAAGUACAUCAAAGGCUAUUACCGGCGGGCGACCAGCAACAUGGCCCUGGGCAAGUUCAAGGCCGCCCUGCGUGACUACGAGACGGUGGUGAAGGUGAAGCCAAACGACAAAGAUGCCAAGAUGAAGUAUCAGGAGUGCAACAAGAUCGUGAAGCAGAAGGCGUUUGAGCGCGCCAUCGCCAGCGAUGAGCACAAGCGCUCCGUGGUUGACUCCCUGGACAUAGAGAGCAUGACCAUCGAGGACGAGUACAGUGGGCCCAAGCUGGACAACGGGAAGGUGACGCUAGCGUUCAUGAAGGAGUUAAUGCAAUGGUACAAGGAUCAAAAGAAACUCCACAGAAAAUGUGCCUAUCAGAUCUUGGUGCAGGUGAAGGAGGUGCUCGUUAAACUUCCCACUCUAGUAGAAACCACGUUAAAAGAGACAGAGAAGGUCACCGUGUGUGGAGACACCCACGGGCAGUAUUAUGACUUGCUGAAUAUAUUUGAACUCAACGGGCUGCCGUCUGAAACGAACCCAUAUAUAUUCAAUGGGGAUUUUGUUGACCGCGGCUCCUUCUCCGUGGAAGUGAUAUUAACACUGUUCGGUUUUAAGCUGCUGUAUCCGGAUCAUUUCCACUUACUCCGUGGGAAUCACGAGACGGAUAACAUGAACCAGAUCUACGGGUUCGAGGGGGAAGUGAAAGCCAAAUACACAGCCCAGAUGUUUGCGCUUUUCAGCGAGGUCUUUGAGUGGCUGCCCCUGGCGCAAUGCAUCAAUGGCAAAGUAUUGAUAAUGCACGGCGGGCUCUUCAGUGAAGACGGGGUCACGUUGGACGACAUCCGGAAGAUCGAGAGGAAUCGGCAGCCUCCAGAUUCAGGUCCCAUGUGCGACUUGCUCUGGUCCGACCCACAGCCUCAGAACGGCCGGUCGGUCAGUAAGCGCGGCGUGAGCUGUCAGUUCGGGCCUGACGUCACCAAAAGCUUCCUGGAGCGGAACCAGCUAGAUUACAUCAUCCGGAGCCAUGAGGUCAAGCCCGAGGGCUACGAGGUGACGCACGAGGGCAAGUGCAUCACCGUCUUCUCGGCACCCAACUACUGCGACCAGAUGGGGAAUAAAGGUUCAUACAUCCACUUGCGGGGGUCGGACCUGCGCCCCGAAUUCCACCAGUUCACAGCCGUGCCUCACCCGAACGUCAAACCGAUGGCCUACGCCAACACCCUCCUCCAGCUGGGGAUGAUGUAACUUCCCCUGUCACCACCGCUCCCGCCUGGAGGCCCCUCAUGCUAGGCAGAGACGGCCCCUCGGCCUUUUUACAUUCUUCCACCAUCAGCCCAGGCUGCCCAGGCGCCGGAGCGUCCAUCACGAGGGUGGGGUGGGGGGGUUGCUGUGGUUCUCUUCCCCCCAGGCCGAGCCCAUUUGUAGUGUUGCCGUGAGCUGGUGCCGCACAGCUGAGAGGCAGGAGUAUUUUUUUUUUUUUUUUUUAAUAUAUUGGAAAGAUUGUAUUUAUUCCCAGGGCUCGCUCAGCCUCCGGCCUGGAGCAGAGAGGCCGCUGGGUGCAAGCCGGCUCUGUCUGUGGCCCGAUCUCUCCGACAGACGGCUUGCAGGGUGGAGCGCGGAGGCCUCCCCUCCCUUCCUUAAGUGCUCUGGCUUUGAGGCAUGACUCUGAUGGGUGGUCUCUAGGCUUGGGGGUUUCAGGAGAGGCGAGGGGGCUAGGUGGGGUCAGAGAUUAGGAUCAGGUCACGAGCAGAAGCAAGGUGUCGACGGGGGGGAGGGUCCCAUCCUUAGUCAUCCUUUCCCUCUGCAUCAGAAACCCAGGGUGGGCAGGCAGGGCUCUGCUGUCACCAGCUUCGGAGGCACUCCCUGUGUCAGCUCAGAGAGGCGGGGUGAGAGCUGGGCACAGGAGGGAUCUCUGCCUCCAGGGAUGCGAUCAUUCGGUGCUCGGUGGAGCUGGGCCUGGGACCCCCAGCUGCCAGUCUGACAAGAGGGCUCUAAUGCUGAGACCUGGGCCCCAGGACCCCUGGCUGCCAGUCGUUCGAGUGCUCUCAAAUACUGGGAUCCGGCUCCCAGGACCCCUGGCUGCUGCGAUCUUGGCCUGGGAUCCCUGGCUACCAGUCUCAAGGACCUCUCUAAUGCUGAUAUGUGGGGCCAGGACCCCCGGCUGCUGGGAUCUGAGUCCCAGGACCCCCAGCUGCCAGUCUGACAAGAAGUCUCUAAUACCGAGACCUAGGCCCUGGGACCCCUGGCUGCUGAUCUGUUGGGCCAGGACCCCUAACUGCUUGUAUCUGGGGCUGGAACCCCUGGCUGCUGGGAUAUAGGUCCCAGGACCCCCAGCUGCCAGUCUGACAAGAGGUCUCUAAUACCAGGACCUGGGCCCUGGGACCUCUGGUUGCUGUGAUCUGGGCCCUGGGACCCCUGGCUGCUGGGAUCUGGGCCACGAGACCCCUGGCUGCCAGUCUCACAGGACCUCCCUAAUACUGGGAUCUGAGUCCCAGGACCCCUGGCCGCCAGGAUCUGGAUCCAGGACCCCUGGGUGCCAGGAUCUUGGUCCCAGGACCACCAGCUGCCAGUCUCACAGGAGCGCUCUCACCCUGGGGUGCCCCUCUUCUAGGUCCCCUGUGAGCUUUCUGGUUGUAGCUCCUGGCUGCAGAGGACAGGGACAGCAUACACCCCUCCCUUCCCAUGUGACAUUCCUCCUCCCUGGGCAUCUGCCUCUAGCCCUCCACAACCAAGAAGUAAGGUUAAGAGUUUGUCACAGUUUGUUUAGUAAAAGCCAGGGCCGGGUCACAGGCAAUAAACACAAAUUCACAGAACCCUGUGACCCGGCCCUGGCUUUCGCCCAACAGAACUGAGACAAAAUGGGGCUGACGGGUGGGAUGAGAGUCCGAGCCCUGCUGCGGGGGAGGUAAGGGGGAGGGCUGCAGCGGCUGGGAGAUGUGGGCCCCCCCCCCCAUGAUGGCUCAGAGCUCCAGGGGGCCUCCUGCUGGCUGAUAGCUGAAGUCCCACCGCCCAAGGGCUGAAGCGGAAAAUGUCCCAGAGGUCUCGGAAAGUCCUGGAAUCCGUGACCUAAUCUUGGCCUUACAGAUAAGCAAUAGGUGUGUGGGUGUUGGGCUGGCAGAGGCCCAGCCUCCAACUCAUGCCAGGAGUGUGUGGGUGUGUGUGUGUGGCAGGGGCAGUGGAGGGGCACCAGACUGGAUUUUGUGGGGUGCUUUACCCCAGUUGCCCACCCCAACCUUUGCCCCCUUCUCUCAGCCUGGGGAGUGUCGGGCACCUCCUCGAGGAAGCGUGACCGACCUUUUGUGCCACAUGCGCAAGCCAACAGCAGAUGCGUCCAAAGCACUUGGGUGUCUCCGUGUGCACCACCGGAUCCAGGAGCCCGCCUCCCACCGCCACCUUUCGAGUUAUUUUACUGUCUGUAAUUAAAGAUGUUAAAAUAAAGUAAUUAUUAUAAGCCUUG